Paramuricea clavata is the source of this 9564-nucleotide messenger RNA. Lineage: Eukaryota; Metazoa; Cnidaria; Anthozoa; Malacalcyonacea; Plexauridae. The record is from the annotation of a GenBank genome assembly.
AAUACAGUCUUCAAUCACAACCGAAGACCGCUGCCAGGUUGAAAUGGCAGGACCGCAGCCGCAAGUGGGAAUCGCAGGACCGCAGGUUCCAUUCCUGCUAUUUAUCGUCUUCUUUGUAAUAAGAGUAAAAAAUUAUUUAUUGAACGUUCUCUGACUAAAUAUUUAUUUCUACGAGCUUUCGGCUAUCAGUCUAUAGGCUUGGACGGGUGUAUACAAAUGAUUCUAUAAAGGACGCUAAGUACACCCAUCGAAGGCUAUAGACUGAUAGCCAAAAGCUCGUAGAAUGUUCAAUAAAUAAUGUUUCAACCUGGCUGCGCAUCCUCGAUUUUUUCAAGAGUAAAAAAGUAACGAACACGACUUGUUGACGUUGCCGCCGUAUUUGCCAAACUCUCUGAUUUUCUCACCACUUCCCCGCCCUUGCAAUGUAAUAUAGUUGAUUUAAAUUUUGAUUAGUAUAAAAGUGGUUCUGUUCAAGACAUCUAUAUAUUCAUAAUGUUGUCAAAAUAUAUAUCAGAACCCCAGUCCUCAGAUAUUCGUGCAAUUUAUUUGUGCAAUCAAUGAUACUAGAAAUGUAGUGUAUAUAUAGUGGUACGCUCCAAUAUUAAAUUCUGCAAACACUUGAACAUAUAGAUUUAAAAUGCUAAUCAGGAGUAAUUUAAUAACGACGUUGAACACAUAGAUAAAACAUUUUGCCAUGACAACCAUUAAGUUUUUGUAAAUAACACUAAUAAUAGUAUACUUUGCCUUGGCUAGUUCACAAACUAUUUCAGAAAUAUCAUGGUUUUUGGUUCUAAAGCAGUUGUGAAUACCGAGAAUUUUGUUGGUCAUGAUCAAAUUUGGUAAGGCUGCAGACUUUCACCAAAAUAGCAAUAGUGUGUUUGGUGGUUCUGAUAUAAGGGAAGUCUAGGAAUGUAUAUUGCGCUUCUGUUUACACUUACACGACUUGAAUGAAAUAUUCCAUAUGCUUGAGGGAAGCACAAUAUAAAUUUUUAAUAAAACUUUACUUUGUCGUUAAUAUAUAGAGAGUUGUCAACUUGAAUUCAUCACUCGUAUUCUUUACGCAACAGACAGCUCUACGAAUUUAGCACGCAGACUGCACAUGCUCUCGACUCACAAUGCAACAGAGUCAUAUCAUUGUGUUACAUACUCUUAAGAAAUGAAAAAUAUCGACAGAGUAAACUGUAGGCCUUCCUCAGAAUUUCACUGCUACUACUUUUGAGAGUCAUGGAACUUGCAGCAGAACUUGCUUUGUAAAAUGACCUUCAAAUUCUGAAUACGAACGGAGUGAUCCUCGGAGUCUCGCACGGUGCGUGAUCUCUAUAAUUGGCUGUGUUAUGUAUAGGUGUUUGUAUGUUUAUCUAGGAAAGAUCAUGUCACAAACGAAGCGACAGCGGCAAAGCAAUGGCCAGUCAAUUGGGGAUUUUUGAUCGGCCAAUAUAAGAAGGUAUUGUAGAGAAUUGAUUCCAUCUUGGCCAUUGUACAUAAUACCAUGGUGAUCAUGGCUUCAUUGAGACAUAAAAUCGCAUGCCUAUACUAUAUCCUCCUCGCAGCCCGCAAAUUCAGACUACGCGGUCAAUGCAAAAUCUAUGUCAGCGCGCAAGAACCAUGGGUUGCGUAACCAAGAGGGGCAAUGGGGGCAUGUGCCCCCUCCCACUUUCUUUAAAAGUGAGAAAAGUGCCCUUUUUUCUGGGCUGAAGUGCCCCAUUUAAAGAACGAAAAAAGUAUUUCUUGUAUGAACGCCCUCCUUUGCUGGAAAGAAAGUGCCCUUUUUGCAGUAGCAGAGACUCCAUAUUUUCAAAAAAUUUCGUUCAGCUCGUGAACGGCAUAAAAUCGUUUGAUUCUGCGAGUAUCCUCUAGUCUCAAAUGUUACUCAGUUCAACGUUUUCCCAAGUAACUGAUGAAAAUGAUUUCUGUCAAUAGCUGUGUAACGAAGACGACGAUGUGCCACAAGGAGCAGCAUCGGUAAGAGUGAAAGAAAGACGUGAGAAACUAAAACUUCCUCCAAUCAACAACGUGAAGCAACUUGGAGUGGGAACCUCUACAAGACCUUUCCCAAGAACCAGUAGUGGUGAAAUAGGUUGGCGUUCUACACAACCUCAAUGUCGGCUGGAGAGAUAUGGUCGUUAUACCAAGCCUGUGCCUGGUGUGUUGAAAUCUCUCAACUGGCCUCCUGAAUCUGUAGACUGAAACAGAAUAUGUUCAAUUUAUUACAUAUAGAUUAUAGGAAAUAAAAAACACAAACUGAAAGACUGAGAGAUUAGGAUACCACAAGCGUGCAAGCAAAUACAGAGAAUCAUUUAUAUUUUACAUAAAAGAGUUGAAUGAUCAUUAAAGUAAGAACUAGUGAACUAGAAAUAUCCAUACGGAUAUUUUAAAAAGCUAGUACAGUAUUUUUUUCGUUUUUUUUUUCAAAUACCGCAACAGCCUAGCCUGUGCCAUAGACCUUACUGUAAGACCUUAUUGCUCUUUUGCAAAAGCGUAUGAUCAGAAUUGUUUAUAAAACCUCAUAUGAUGCACACACAUAUCCCAUUUUUAACGAGCUCAGUUGAGAUUCUUCCAUUUAACAAAAUUUAUUUGUUUCAUUUAGGCUUGUUUAUGUAUCAGUUCCAUAAUUGUAUGUUACCGUCUAAUUUUGAUGAGUAUUUCACAUGUGUUAACCAAGUUCACAAUUAUAAUACGCGACAAUCGAAUUUGUAUUUCCUCCCAUUUUGUAGAACUAACCUGAGAAAAUUUGCUAUUAUUUACCAAGGUCCUAAAUUUUUUAACUCCCCCAAAAAUAUAUAUGAUGUUUCAUCCGUCUCCGGUUUUCGGAAAAAAACUUUAAAGAAUAUUUAUUUAGACUUUAAUUUUGUAUUAUUUAAACACACAAUCAAUGUAACAUAGUUUCUAUCUAUGCUUUGUCAAAAACCUGAUCCCAAUUUUUUGGUCUAUUUUUCCUUUUCAUCCAAAUUUUGUUUGUUCGUUUGUUUGUUUGAUUUACACAUUGUAUCUUGCUCGAUAUGUUUUUACAGCUAACACUAAAAUUUUGCUAUAUAUGUAUUACUGUAGUUUGAUCUAGGUGGCCCAAAUUUCAUAAGCCCUUAUGGUUUCUUUUGGGUUUCCUUGCCUUACAAAAUGUAAUUUUUUUUUCUCUUUGAUAUUGUAAACAUUUUUUUUUUUAUUGGCUAAAUAAAUUGACUUGACUUGGUCUGUGAGACAGAGUAGUUUAGUAGAUAAAACUGGAAAAUCUAAAGCAAUAAAUAUGUAAUUUCAGCAUCAGCAAACAUACAGAAUCAGCCUUUUUACCGUAAAACAUAGAACAUGUAAUGUUCUAACUGAAUUCGUAACUAUAAUACACGCUUCCGAAAAGUACGUCACUUUGGCUAUAGAGCCUCGUUUUCGUGUAUGUGACAUCAGUUAAAAGCCGCGUCUCAAUCACGAAAACGAGGCUUUAUAGCCAAAGUGACGUACUUUCCGGAAGCGUGUAUUGUAUGAAUGUGAUAAGUCACAUGCCUAGUUACUCCUUUGCUCCAGUCAGUUACAGAAGCAUAUAAUAGAAGAAAGGUAACUUUGUGUCUAUACUGUGUAUACGAGUUACUAGUUUACUCAUUUGGACAAUUGUAUAGCAGUUAUAGAGACUUUGUUCAUAACUUUGCUUCCGUAAGCUGCAUGUAACAAUAGUACCUAUGUAUAUGUGGGUUAUCUAGUGGGCAGACCAUUCGAUUUUUUGGAGGAGGGAGGCGGAGAGGGUAGAUUUUUAUGGAGCCCGAUAAUUCUUUUUAACCUCCUUUAUAUUUUUUUGUGCGAUAUAUUUUUUUCAUUCUGGCCCCCUCCCCAGCGUCAAAAAAUCAAAUGGUCGUUCCCUAAAGAUGCCAAGUUUUCUGUUAUAAUUUCCAGUUUGUCCCUACAGUCCCUCAAAAUUAGUGAUAUUCUCUUUAAUCUCCCUAUGGCGUAGUUAUUGUCAACCCCUUUGCCAUUUCUCUAUCUACUUUCUUCCCAUUUUGAAAUGUGAUUCACAGUGUUUACAUCAUCAAUUAUCUCUAAAAUCGUAAGAAUGCUGCAUCUCAUUUACAUUUCACUGAAUAUAAUUUCAUCAAAUUGAUUAUUUUUCUUGGUUUCAAAAUUCACAGUAAUACCACUUGUUUCUACUGUCUUUCUCACACGCGAUUCCCAGAAAGAGUAAUGACGGCCUGUUAUGGAGGCUUUCAGAUGAACAGGGACAUUAGCUUCAACCUUUAUUGGCACGGGUAACAUGACAUCAAACCCAGAUAUGCCACGAUUAUCCUGUUCUGAAUGAAAUUUCUUUUCAAUUAUCCAAGACCAAACCUCUAACUUCACGUUAUGUUCAUCCCCUUCGAUGCCUAGCAAGCGAACACCGUGAAAUUUCACUGGCUUACUAAAUGAUAUACCUAGUGCGUUCUCCCAAGUGCUCACUGUGUUGCACAACAUAACUCCAUAGCUAUCAAAUCUGCAACAUCUUAGUAAGAUAUCUUCUUUUGCUCUUGUUUCUGACAUAUUCCAUACUUCGGACGUUCUUUCUACUCCGCUAAAUUUCUCAUAGAAUAAAACCAUUUCUUCUAGUGUAAGUAUGCCGGACUGGGAAACAUUCUGACCAAAAUCUUGAAGGGUCAUAGAAGCAAAACGAAUCUGAUAGAUAGCAUUUCCCAUGGUGGUUCGUUUGUUCUUUGCAUUUGCUUCUAUUGCCUUCCUUGAGCAUUCUGCUUCGCUCCAUUUUAAAACUGCUUUGAAAAGAUCAACCUCUUUGACGUUCAACGAAUCUCGCUUCAAUAUAUGCGCUAAUGUCGCUUCAUUAACACCAGUAAAUGCAUCAGAAGCGACAGCUUCGCUUGUUUUCAAAUCUAUCAGUUCCAAGCAUUUCUCCUCAAGCUUUUUUUCGUCAAAUUGAAGUGCUUGUUGCAAGACGGUGGAAACAUUUUCUACUGCGAGGUUGGCUUCAAGAAAUUCAACACAUUUCUGAGCGAGAAAGGGCACGAUAUACUUCUUGGCCAAGUACAAUACAAACACGGCAGUAUCUGUUGUCAAGUUACACUCGUCUGUGUAAAGAAAUUGUAGAAAUUCCUGCAGACUUUCCUCGUCAGUAUCGCUCAGAUGAACAACUGAAUUCUUCUCCGCCAGCUCGCCGUAAAACAUCGCAUAAAAUACAGCACUACUUGUGGCGAGGACAUAUUUAUGUGCGGAGAAUUUCUUGUCUGAGCCUUCACAACUGAACGCGACAUCGCUCAUGAACGAAUUAUUAAACAUAUGACGACUUCGUUCUAACACCGUCUUCUUCGUCGAUUGCCAAUCCACCUCUUGUUCAGAUCUUGCCAUUUUGCUUCACGUUGCGGCUUAGAAAACAAACUUAGUUGGUUUAUUUUAGUUGGUUUUUACACUGCAGUGUUUGCACAAGAAAGCGGAAGUAUUUGCAUAAAAUCGAAACUUGAAAUUCAAUCCUUAAUUAAGUUUUCUUGGAAGAUGGCAAUGACGCAUUUUCUGAAUGAGUAUAAAAACACACGUAUAGAAACGGGUGAUUCGUUAGUACAAACUUAGAAAAGGAAAGAUAUUUAAAGCACGCCUAGGAGUGUUUUAUUAUAUUUAGAAUCCGAGGGCAUUUUAAACAUGAUAAAACAUGACUACAACUGCUUUUAAAGGCUUAAAACAAGACUAGAACAGAUGCCGUCUCAUUUGUAAUUGUAAGGUCUGUGAAACUGGCUAGUACCAUUACAGACCAUUUGAUUUUUUUUUUUUUUUUGGGGGGGGGGUGUUAUAUUUCGUGAGCACAUAUAAAAAAUGUAUUGCUCGAUAUAUUUUUCAAAAAUCAAAUGGACGCACUUAAAGAUGCAAAGUUUUUUGUUAUAAUUGUUUCAGUUUGUCCCUACAGUCCUCAAAAUUAGUGAUAUUCUCUUUAAUCUCCCUAUGGCAUAGUUAUUGUCAACCCCUUCGCCAUUUCUCCAUCUACUUUCUCCCCAUUUUGAAAUGUGAUUAACAAUGUUUACACCAUCAAUUAUCUCAAAAAUCGUAAGAAUGCUGCAUCUCAUUUACAUUUCACUGAAGAUAAUUUCAUUAAAAUGAACGCUAUCCUUCUUGGUUUCAAAACUUACAGUAAUACCAUUUGUUUCUACGGUCUUUCUCACACGCGGUGCGUUCACAUAAGUCCAACAACGACCUGUUAUGAUGGCCGUCAGAUGAACAGGGACAUUCGCUCGAACCUUGAUUGGUACGGGUAACAUGACAUCAAACCCUGAUACACGACGAUUAUCCUGUUUUGAAUGAAAUUUCUUUUCAAUUAUCCAAGACCAAACCUCUAACUUCACGUUAUAUUCCUGCCGUUUCCAGCCAAGCAAGUGAACACCGUGGAUUUUCACUGGCUUACUAAAUGAUAUACCUAGUGCGUCCUCCAAAGUGCUCACUGUGCUCGACACAAAACUUUCUCCAUAGCUAUCAAAUCUGCAACAUCUUAGUAAGAUAUCUUCUUUUGCUCUUGUUUCUGACAUAUUCCAUACUUCGGACGUUCUUUCUACUCCGCUAAAUUUCUCAUAAAAUAAAACCAUUUCUUCUGGUGUAAGUAUGCCAGACUGGGAAACAUUCUGAGCAAAAUCUUGAAGGGUCAUAGAAGCAAAACGAAUCUGAUAGAUUGCAUUUCCCAUGGCGGCUCUUUUGUUCUUGGCAUUCGCUUCUAUUCCCUUCCUUGAGCAUUCUGCUUCGCUCCAUUUUAAAACUGCUUUGAAAAGAUCAACCUCUCUGACGGUCAACGAUUCUCGCUUCAAUAUAUGCGCUAACGUUGCUUCCUUAAUAUCAAUAAAUGCAUCACAAGCGACAGUUUUGCUUGUUUUCAAAUCUAUCAGUUCCAAGCAUUUAUUUUCAAGCUUUUUCUCGUUAAAUUGAAGUGCUUGUUGCAAGAUGGUGGAAACAUUUUCUACUGCGAUGUUGGCUUCAAGGAAUUCAACACAUUUCUGAGCGAGCGAGGGCACGAUAUACUUCUUGGCCAAGUACAACACGAACAUGGCAUUAUGUGUUGUCAAGUUACACUCGUCCGUGUAAAGAAAUCGUAGAAAUUCCUCCAGACUUUCCUCGUCCGUAUCGCUCAGAUGAACAACAGAAUUCUUCUCCGCCAGCUUGCCGUAAAACAUCGCAUAAAAUACAGCACUACUUGUGGCGAGGACAUAUUUAUGUGCGAAGAAUUUCUUCUCUGAGCCUUCACAAAUAUUGAACGCGAUAUCGCUCAUGAACGGAUUAUUAAACAUAUGACGACUUCGUUCUAACACCGUCUUCUUCGUCGAUUGCCAGUCCACCUCUUGUUGAGAUGUUGCCAUUUUGCUUCAGGUCGCUUAGAAAACAAACUUAGUUGGUUAAUUUAGUAUGAAGGGAGCAGAGCCGUUUGCACAAGAAAGCGGAAGUAUUUGCAUAAAAUCGAAACUUGAAAUUCAAUCCUUAAUUAAGUUUUCUUGGAAGAUGGCAAUGACGCAUUUUCUGAAUGAGUAUAAAAAUACAUGUAAAGACGGGCGAUUCGUUAGUAUGAACUUAGAAAAGCAAGGAAAGAUAUUUAAAGCACGCCUAUAGGAGUGUUUUAUCAUAUAUUUAGAAUGCGAGGGCAUUUUAAAAUUUAAAUGAUAAAACACGACUACAAGUGCUAUGAAUGGCUUAAAACACGACUAAAACAGAUGUCGUCUCAUUACGGUAGAUGAAACCGGACAAUCUGAAGCAAUAAAGAUCGAUGUAAUUUUAAAAUACUACAGCAAACAUUCAGAAUCAACCUCGGAAUCACUUACGGUUUUUUACAAAAACAUGGACUUCAUUUUAAUCUAACCCUAAUUUGACACUAAUCUAAACUUGAUGACCUUUUUUUUACUCAGAGCAGUCUGACUGCAGUAAUAUUGUCUCAGAGUUACUGCUGAGAAAGCCAAUCAGAAUGCUCAAAGACCAUUUUUCAAUACUGAAAUUAUACUUAAUAUUCAUAUUUUAAAAUUACGGUUACUAAAAAUGGAUGCGAGUUUUCUUAUUUUGACAUAAUAACUAUUGAAGAAAAUGGUCACCCCUAGGCUAAAGAUGCAAAGUUCCUGUUUUAUUUUUCAGUUUGCCCCUACAGUCCCUCAAAAUGAAUGAUAUUCUCUUUAAUCUCCCUAUGGCGUAGUUUUGUCAACCCCUUUGCCAUUUCUCCACCUACUUUCUUCCCAUUUUGCAUUGAAAUGUGAUUAACAGUGUUUACACCAUCGAUUAUCUCAAAAAUCGUGAAGAUGCUGCAUCUCAUUUUAAUAUUUCACUGAAGAUAAUUUCAUCAAAAUGACUAUUUUUCUUGGUUUCAAAAUUUACAGUAAUACCAUUUGUUUCUACUGUCUUUCUCACACGCGGCGCGUCCAGAUAAGUCCAACAACGAUCUGUUAUGGUGACUUUCAGAUGAACAGGAACAUCAGCUUGAACCUUGAUUGGUACGGGUAACAUGACAUUAAACCCAGAUAUGCCACGAUUAUCCUGUUCUGAAUUAAAUUCCUUUUCAAUUAUCCAAGACCAAACCUCUAACUUCACGUUAUAUUCAUCCCCUUCGGUGCCUAACAAGAGAACACCGUGGAUUUUCACUGGCUUACUAAACAAUAUACCUGGUGCGUCCUUACAAGUGCUCACUGUGGCCGAUAUAAUACGAAUUCCAUAGCUAUCAAAUCUGCAACAUCUUAGUAAGAUAUCUUCUUUUGCUCUUGUUUCUGACAUAUUCCAUACUUCGGACGUUCUUUCUACUCCGCUAAAUUUCUCAUAGAAUAAAACCAUUUCUUCUGGUGUAAGUAUACCUGACUGGGAAGCAUUCUGAGCAAAAUCUUGAAGGGUCAUUGAAGCAAAACGAAUUUGAUAGAUUGCAUUUCACAUGGCGGUUCGUUUGUUCUUUGCAUUUGCUUCUAUUCCCUUCCUUGAACAUUCUGCUUCGCUCCAUUUUAAAACUGCUUUGAAAAGAUCAACCUCUUUGACGGUCAACGAAUCUCGCUUCAAUAUAUGCGCUAAAGUCGCUUCAUUAAUAUCAGUAAAUGCAUCACAAGCGAUAGCUUCGCUUGUUUUCAAAUCUAUCAGUUCCAAGCAUUUCUUUUCAAGCUUUUUCUCGUUAAAUUGAAGUGCUUGUUGCAAGACGGUGGAAACAUUUUCUACUGCGAUGUUGGCUUCAAGGAAUUCAACACAUUUCUGAGCGAGCGAGGGCACGACAUACUUUUUGGUCAAGUACAACACGAACAUGGCAUUAUGUGUUGUCAAGUUACACUCGUCCGUGUAAAGAAAUCGUAGAAAUUCCUGCAGACUUUCGUCGUCCGUAUCGCUCAGAUGAACAACUGAAUUCUUCUCCGCCAACUUGCCGUAAAACAUCGCAUAAAAAACAGCACUACUUAUGCCGAGGACAUAUUUAUGUGCGAAGAAUUUCUUGUCUGAGCCUUCACAACUGAACGCGACAUCGCUCAUGAACGAAUUAUUGAACAUAUGACGACUUCGUUCUAACACUGUCUUCUUCGUCGAUUGCCAGUCCACCUCUUGUUGAGAUCUUGCCAUUUUGCUUCAGGUCACUUAGAAAACAAACUUAGUUGGUUUAUACUGGUCUGUAGUGUUUACAACAAG